Molecule: messenger RNA, 2193 nt
Organism: Stylophora pistillata
Lineage: Eukaryota; Metazoa; Cnidaria; Anthozoa; Scleractinia; Pocilloporidae
Product: peptidase M20 domain-containing protein 2
Molecular function (GO): dipeptidase activity
Source: RefSeq, a predicted model, not a curated record
GAAACAUACUAGGGAGGAGUGGAGGGCGCUCAGCUGUGGACGGCACCUUACUUUCUUCAGAACCUGUCCCUGAAAACUUUACAUCAUCACCGCAUAUUCAAGGUUCUUAGUAAAACAUUCAGUUUCACUUUUCCCGUAAAAAAAUGGCAAGCGACCUGGUUAGGAUCCUGAAGGAAAAAGCCAAAGAGGCGAUCGACAUAUAUUCUCCUGAAUUAUAUGAACUAAACAAAAGUAUUUGGGAAAACCCAGAGCUAGCACUCCAGGAGUCAUAUGCUCACGAUCAGCUAACAGAGUUCUUGGCGGAUCAAGGCUUCGAUAUAACUCCUCAUUACACUUUGGAUACAGCUUUCCGAGCUGAAUGCGGAGAGAAUGGAGGUCUGACAAUUGGUCUGAUUAGCGAAUAUGAUGCUUUACCCGAAGUAGGACACGCUUGUGGACAUAAUCUGAUCGCUGAAUCAGGAGUGGCAGCGGCUCUGGGUCUCAAGAAUGCUUUGAAUGCAGUUAAUCAGAAACCUAAAGUCAAAAUAGUUCUCCUUGGAACUCCUGCUGAGGAAGCAAAAGGGGGCAAGAUUUCAAUGAUCAGGAAUGGUUGCUUCAAAGAUCUUGACUUUUGUAUGAUGGUUCAUCCAUGUCCGGUAGAUGUUCUCAAACCUGUGAUUUUAGCUCGUGAAAGGGCUACAAUUACCUACAAAGGUCAUGCUGCUCAUGCUGCAGCAUUCCCUUGGGAAGGAAUCAAUGCCCUGGAUGCAGCAGUCAUGGCUUACACGAGCAUAAGUGCACUAAGACAGCAGAUGAAGCCAGAAUGGCGUGUCCACCUUAUUAUUUCAGAGGGGGGUGUCAAGCCAAACAUUAUUCCUGACCGAGCUCAGCUUCAAUGUUAUAUUCGAACAAUGAAUGACAAUGACCUUGAGGUGUUAAAAGAAAAAGUUAAGAAUUGUUUUGAAGCAGCUGCAUCAGCUACAGGGUGCAAAGUCUUUAUGGAGUGGGAAACAGCUACUAAAUAUUCACAUCUGGAAACCAACAACACCCUUGCUGAACUUUACCAAGCCAAUGCUGAGUCCUUAGGAGUUUCAUUUCCACUUGAGGCAAAGUUCUCAGCAUCCACUGAUAUGGGAAAUGUUUCACAUGUAGUUCCUUCCAUCCAUCCCAUGUAUUCUAUUGGCACAACUGCACCCAAUCAUUCUCAUGCAUUCACAACAGCAGCAGCAACAGAAGAAGCUCAUAAGAAUACUCUGAUUGCCAGCAAGACAUUAGCCAUGACAGCUAUUGAUGUGUUGUACAACAAGGAUUUAAUGGAUAAAGUAAGGAAAGAUUUUAAAACAUCAAAUACGGAUUAACAGCAACGGACAGAAAAAUGAUCAGAAGACAGUGAAAGUAAAUUGAGACAGUUGCAAGAAAACUUCUUUGGAAGAACUUUAUACUCUGUGAUAAAAGUAGCUUUGGUUACAUGACAAUCACAAUACUGAAACAAAAGGAAUACACAGUUAAGUAAUGGUUCGUACAAGCUCAAUGUUGACAUGAAAUACAAACCUUAAGUUUCCCAUUUUUUUAAUCAGCCUUAAGUAGUAAUGAAAGCACUAGCAUAUGAAACCUGAGGAAAGUUGUGAGUUGCCAUGGUAUCAGCCAUUUCACAAUUUUUUUUGCUAGAAAGGGUUGCUUUAACCUAAGUUACGUUAGCUAGUUUGCAAAAUCUUAAAGCUUCUCAGGGAACUAUUUUCUGCUGAAGACUUUUAAUGAAAUCUGGUUAAUUUUUCUUUUACUAAUUGUACUUAGAAGUUCUCACAAGAGAUACUAACCCAUAGCACUUACAUGAAUAAUGUGUAGAUUGAUGUUUGUAAAAACCUUGAAAGAUGAUAAGUUAAUUGUUGGAACAUUCUACUUGUAGUUGUAUCCCUUAAUUUGUACGAUUUUCAAGGGUUCAGUCUCUCCUGCACGAGGUACCUCUUGCAAUAUUCUUGUUGUGGCCAUGAAACUCUGAGUUACCUUAAAAUAUCUUCAAUUGAACAAUGUUGUUGACUAUAAUAUUUCAAUUCUUUGAAAACAGAGAGAUUUUCAAAGAGUUAAUUGGUUUAAUUCCAUUCCCUCUCUUCCUCUCCUCCCAUGCAAUCAUCGAUGAAUGACUUCUUGAAAAAAAUUAGUAGAAAAGAUAUUACCAUCGACUAUGAAUUUAUGUGAUUAAAAAAUAGAAAUUUA